Coregonus clupeaformis (lake whitefish) is the source of this 3265-nucleotide messenger RNA. Its product is annotated as paired box protein Pax-2a. Gene Ontology annotation, biological process: regulation of transcription by RNA polymerase II; anatomical structure development. Gene Ontology annotation, molecular function: RNA polymerase II cis-regulatory region sequence-specific DNA binding; DNA-binding transcription factor activity, RNA polymerase II-specific. The record is from RefSeq and is a predicted model, not a curated record. Lineage: Eukaryota; Metazoa; Chordata; Actinopteri; Salmoniformes; Salmonidae. The coding region runs from base 571 to 1791 and encodes 406 amino acids. The transcript has 11 exons.
GAAACAGACACACAAGGAGAAGGGCUUCAUUCUCAGCCGAAAGCUUCGUUUAGGCACAGUCAAAGAGAGGGGGACAGAGAGAGAGCCACUCUCAGCGUGUCCUUGUUGCCCCUGCUGUCAUCUCCGACCGCCCCUAUCUGAUUAUUAAACCCCGAGACCCACCAGUCCCUGCCACUGACAGGGAGAGGGAUUUUCUACCGCAGUGUCGUGACUGGACGGUGGGAGACUCGGUUGACUUUUCGGCCCUUAUUUUCCUCAUAAUGUGGUUUAACAACGUCUAAGAGUGACCCCAGUUUGCCGAAUGUCGCUGCGUUUUGUGUUCUCGGUGCAAACGUGGGUCAUGCUCUUCACCUGACAUCCCAUCGGUAUCCACUGAACAGACUGAGUUAAGCAGGAGCCACAACUUUGCCACGGGGUUUCUUUUUUCAAUAAGUUAUCUUGCGAGCUACUGGCCGCGGAAGCAGACUGUUUGUCACCGAUUAGCAAUCUCUCUUUUUUACGCAUACUAAGCUACAUCACCAAGGCAAAACGGCGAAUUCAGUCGACUACCUUUCUUUUCUUUGCUAUCCAAUGGAUAUUCACUGCAAAACAGACCCCUUCUUGGCGAUGCACCGGCAUGGGGGUGUGAACCAGCUAGGCGGGGUGUUUGUGAAUGGCAGACCCCUACCUGAUGUAGUGAGGCAGAGAAUUGUCGAGUUGGCGCACCAAGGUGUCAGGCCAUGUGACAUCUCCCGCCAACUACGGGUCAGUCACGGCUGCGUUAGCAAAAUUCUCGGCAGGUACUACGAAACCGGCAGUAUUAAACCCGGAGUUAUUGGGGGCUCCAAACCAAAGGUGGCGACUCCCAAAGUAGUGGAUAAAAUCACAGAUUACAAGCGUCAGAACCCCACCAUGUUCGCUUGGGAGAUUAGAGACCGACUUCUGUCCGAGGCCGUCUGCGACAACGACACCGUUCCCAGUGUGUCAUCCAUCAACAGGAUUAUUCGCACCAAAGUCCAGCAGCCAUUCCACCAAUCGCCUGACGGUUCCAUAACACCACUCUCCACGUCUGGACACACCAUAGUCCUUAGCACGGCCUCUCCCCCUGUAACCAGCGCCUCCAACGACCCCGUAGGAUCCUACUCCAUCAACGGCAUUCUGGGGAUCCCCCGCUCCAACGUUGAGAAGAGGAAAGGAGAGGAUUUUUACUGGAGUGGCAACCACUUGAAUGGGCGGAAAAUAGGACAUUAUGGGUCGGACGGCUCUGGCCCAGGCAGUGUCUCUCAGGGCAGCGUGGAGAGUUUACGGAAGCACCUCCUGGCCGACGCCUUCACUCAGCAGCAACUGGAGGCUCUGGACCGGGUGUUCGAGCGGCCAUCCUACCCCGACGUCUUCUCCACCUCAGAAAACAUCAAACCAGAACAGGCAAAUGAGAUCUCUUUCCCGUCCCUGAACAGCAGUCUAGAUGAGACCAAACCCAGCCUGUCCACCAGCACCAGCUCAGACCUGGGCUCCAGCGUCUCACAGAGCUACUCGGUCAUCACAGGUCGAGACAUGGCCAGCACGACCUUACCUGGCUACCCACCUCACGUACCCCCAACAGGGCAGGGCAGCUACCCCACCCCAACACUCACUGGAAUUGUCUCUGGAGGAGACUUUUCAGGAAACCCCUACUCCCACCCACAAUACACCACCUACAACGAAGGAUGGAGGUUCAGCAACCCAGCAUUACUAAGUUCCCCUUAUUAUUAUAGUGCUGCAUCCCGUGGCUCCGCGCCUCCCACUGCUGCCACGGUCUAUGACCGCCACUAGUUACCAUGGAGACAGGGUCCAACUGCACAGUUGGGACUGCGGCCUCCAUAUUGUCCCAGUCUGAGAGACACUGAGAGGUCAAAGGGAAGCAAGAUGGAAUCCCCCCUGAAUCUCCAGUUUCAGCAUAGGGGGAUGAAUGGAAGGGCGACUGGCUCCCCUCAAACACACACGCUGGCUAAAGAGGGCCCCCGGGCAUUCAGAACUGAACACCAAGUUGUGUGUUUUUGUUUAUUUGUCAUUAUUUUUGCUGUGGUUGUUGAUGUUGUUUUCUUCAUGGAUCCUCAGUUCUUUACAUGGCUAAAACAGUGCAGUAUUUCUGUUGUAAUGAUAAGCCCAGGGGUUUCUAAAGGUUGUAUGCCAAAAUACAAAUACGGUGACUAACCAGCUAACCAUGUGGAAGAAUAGGGUGAGCCACAGCCUGGUGCUUUUCGCUUACUUUCUCUACUAUAAUCCUCAACCAUAGACUUAUAACAGUCCUAAACUCCCCCCUAGUAUAAACACAACAUGUGUUACAAUGUUUACUGACUCUGACAACAUGGAAACACCAUAUACUUCCUGUGAGAAACAAUCAGAUGUAAAAUAAACAAAAAUACAAAUAAAAUGUAAAUCAUAAGUCGAAAGCUUUUUUUUGCUGAAAAAUAUGAAAUGCAGACCGUGGUUCAGCAGCAUUUUCUAUUCUCAAAAUUAUUUUGAUUUUUAAAUAUUUUUUUCUAAUGUUCAAAAGUAUCUACAUUUUCACGAUUGUGUUUUUUCUGUCACAUUUCGUAUCAUAUUUUGUUAACUCAGCAGUGUACUUGUUCAUGCGUUAUCAUCCUUUGCUCUUUUUUGCACUAUUACCUGAGCAUCUGAUUUCAUAGGAUUUCAUUCCACCUCAGUACAUUCACUGCAAGUAAAGGGAAAGGGGAUACCUUAAUCAAAUACUACAGUAUGACAGAAUACACAGACAGUAGAAUUAUCCAGAUCUAAAUUAAAGAAACCUUCUUGAGAAUAACAAAUUCAUGUGAAAUUGAUAUUCAUGUAUCUGAUAGUUUCUACAGUAAUAUGAUGCACAUUGCUCUGGUAAAGAUAAUACUAUAAUACUAAUAUAGUACUACUAUAAUAUCUCCAGCUAAACAUUCUGAAAUAUUGUUUUACUCUUACCAUCAGUUGCCUACAUAAGCAUAAGCUUCAACUGUAAAAAGACUGACUGCCUUAGAAAUUUCACUUUUCAAUACAAAUCAAGUCAUACUAUAGUCCUAAGUAUUAUUUACACAUAAUUGAAUAGCCACCUUGCUUUUAAAGGGACACUGAGAAGGAAUAGAAAGAAAGACGAAAUUUACUCCUGGAAAUGUUUUGUGAAUGUGCUUUUUAUUACAUUUGCCAAAGACUUAGUUUAAUAUUUAAUAUUUUAUAUACAGUACGUAUGCUUAUACACUGAAAGUACAAAACAUUAAGAACACCUUCCUAAUAUUGAGUAUUUUUGCCCUCAGAACAG